GUUCUUUCUAGUAUCUUCUUUCAAUAUUUGUUGAACAUGAACUGGUUCAUGAAAUUAUCAAAAGUAAAUGUGGCUAGUUGUAGAAGUUGUACAUGCCAAUACUACAAACAUACUAGUGUCGUGUUUUUUUACCUCGCCAUCAGUUCUUUCAUCAUCAACACAAGAACUACAAGAUGAGCACCGCGAUUCCGCAACCCGAAGGAGAGAGCGCGGCGUCAGCUGCUACUACCGAUCGGGGGACCGAGCC
Molecule: messenger RNA, 247 nt
Organism: Amoebophrya sp. A25
Lineage: Eukaryota; Dinophyceae; Syndiniales; Amoebophryaceae
Source: the annotation of a GenBank genome assembly